AUGGUACAGCAUACUCCCCAGACAACGGUUCACCAGCUCGCACAAGAGUAUGCACCUAUUAUCAAGGGCAAGACUAUCCUUACAACAGGUGCAAGCCCAGGUGGGCUCGGUGCACUCUUUGUAGAAGCUAUUGCAGUGGCAGAACCAGGACUGGCGAUUCUAGCUGGUCGGAGUGUUAACAAGCUUCAACAAACCGCAGACAACCUUGCGGCCAAGUGUCCCAACCUUAAGACAAAGCUUCUGACCAUUGAUCUUGGUUCUCUUCGCUCUGUUCGUGCAGCUGCAGAAGAGGUCAAUGGAUGGUCAGAUGUUCCCGAGAUUGAUGUCUUGGUCAAUAAUGCCGGGAUCAUGGCGACGGACUUUGGGCUCACAGAGGAUGGUUUCGAAGGUCAAUUUGCUUCGAACCAUCUAGGUCACUUCUUGUUCACAAAUUUAAUCAUGGAUAAGAUCCUUUCUUCGGAGGCGCCUCGAGUGGUCAGUGUUUCCAGCAAUGGUCACCGCUUGGGGCCUAUUCGAUGGGGUGACAUCAAUUUCAGUAAUGGUGAAAGAUACAACAAGUGGAGUGCAUACGGACAGUCAAAGACAGCAAACAUGCUGUUUGCCAUCUCUCUCGCUGAGAAGCUAGGCAGUCGUGGACUCCAAGCGUUCUCGCUUCAUCCCGGUGCUAUCCUUGAUACCUCACUGGCCAAGCAUCUGGAUACGUUGGAUAGUCUAGAGACUGUCAAGCUAACGAAUGCAGUCGAAGCUGAUCGUGCAAUGGGAGACCCCUGGGGUUGGGUAGAUUGGUCUACUGUUCCAGUUUCCUCCGAGGUCGGCGCUGCAACACACGCAUUUGCUGCGUUCGAUCCUGAUCUUGAAGAACACAACGGUGCAUAUCUUCUAGAAUGCCGUCUAGCAGACCCAAUGACUGAUACGGUCAGACCAUGGGCUACAAGUUCAACGGAAGCAGAGUUACUUUGGAGGAAGAGUGAGGAGAUGGUUGGACAAAAGUUCUCUUAUUAG
This is a messenger RNA of Fusarium musae, 1002 nucleotides long. RefSeq lists its product as uncharacterized. The transcript is spliced from 4 exons. NCBI's taxonomy places the organism in Eukaryota, Fungi, Ascomycota, Sordariomycetes, Hypocreales, Nectriaceae. The record is from RefSeq and is a predicted model, not a curated record. Bases 1 to 1002 code for a protein of 333 amino acids.